AAAAGGAUAACUUAAAGGACGGUCUAAACUGGACAUGAGGUGAUAAAGAAGAGUAAGAACAUAACGGAACACGAAAUUUUGUCGCUAGAAGCUAUCGAGUAGAAAAGAUGGCCUUGAACAUGCUGAUGUUUCUUUCCCUACUUAUCACAACACUCCAUCCAGCAAAAACAGGAAUUGACAUGUUUGAAAUAACUUGCACUACUCUUCCAUCUCAAAUUCACGUGACAAAGGAAGAUUUCGAUGUUAUGGGAAAUGUGCUACGCACAUGCGAAGGAACAUUAGUGACAUCCAAAUGUGAGGGCACAUGUGAGUCUCGGGUGAAGCCUAGUGUAUUAACUCCAAGCGGUUUUCUUAAGGAAUGUCAGUGUUGUAAGGAAGCCACCAUGGUCCAAAAAGAUGUCCAGCUUAAAGAAUGUUACGAUACAGACGGACAACGAUUGUUUGGGAAGACCGCUGUUAUGACUAUACGCCUUCAGGAACCUAAAUCCUGCAACUGUUACAAGUGUGGAAUGUGAAUAUCUAUAAACAAACUGGAACUAACUCAGGACAAACAAUUUACACUACAUAUGUUAACUUACAAUUGUGAAGUAAUAAAAGCUUCUAACUCA
Molecule: messenger RNA, 608 nt
Organism: Limulus polyphemus (Atlantic horseshoe crab)
Lineage: Eukaryota; Metazoa; Arthropoda; Merostomata; Xiphosura; Limulidae
Product: partner of bursicon-like
Exons: 3
Coding region: 108-515 (135 amino acids)
Biological process (GO): G protein-coupled receptor signaling pathway
Cellular component (GO): extracellular region; bursicon neuropeptide hormone complex
Molecular function (GO): neuropeptide hormone activity; G protein-coupled receptor binding
Source: RefSeq, a predicted model, not a curated record